GCCACCGCCGCGCGCUACCAGCCGGCCUGCCCCACGCGGGAGGCCUGUGUCUACAGCAGCUGCUAUUGUGUAUGCUCUUCUCCAUAUGAGGAUAUUUAAGGAAGAAAUUGUUAAUAUGGUGCCACUGAACAGAGAUAUGAAGAAAAAGGAUGGGAGCUUUCUGGAUAUUAGAAUAAGGUCCAGCAAAAGAAAAAACAAAACAAAAAAACAGAUGUAGAGGCUGAAAAGGAAGCCUCCUGUGAGCACAGUGCCCUGGUUUGCCUGGUACCUUUGCAGACCCUGCUGUUCCAUGGUUCCAAGGAGAAAUAAGCUAAUGCUUUGCAUUCAGACUUCAAUGCUGUUUUGUGGAUGCUUGAUCCAUUUUCCCCAUAAUGCCACCUAUCUUCUGCUAAAGACCUGCCACCUUUCAAAAAAUCUCAAACGAGGAAAAUAUUUGGAAGCUCUGUGAAUACAUCAAAACCCAUGCACAAUGUCCUUUAGAAGAGUGCUAUGCUGUCUUCAUAUCAAAUGAGAAGAAGAUGAUUCCUAUCUGGAAACAGCAAGCAAGACCUGGGAAUGGACCUGUGAUCUGGGAUUACCACGUUGUUUUGCUUCACACAUCAAGUGGAGGACAGAGCUUCAUUUAUGAUCUCGACACUGUUUUGCCAUUUCCCUGCCCAUUUCACACUUACGUAGAAGAUGCUCUUAAGUCUGAUGAUGACAUUCACCCACAGUUUAGGAGGAAAUUUAGAGUGAUCCGUGCAGAUUCUUACUUGAAGAACUUUGCUUCUGACCGCUCUCACAUGAAAGAUUCCAGUGGGAACUGGAGGGAGCCUCCUCCACCCUAUCCCUGCAUUGAAACUGAAGACUCCAAAAUGAACCUGGACGAUUUCAUCAGUAUGGAUCCUGAUGUGGGAUGGGGAGCUGUCUAUACACUAUCAGAAUUUGUACAUCGGUUUAGCAGUAAAAACUGCUAAACUUGACAUCAGGACAUGGAACUGUGGAGAAAUUCUAUGAUGAGCCAUCCUUUCAUUUAGGACAGCAGACAUUAUGGAACAGUUGGCUUGGAGUUAAGUUUUUCUCUUUUCAGUUGAGUGGAAACAUGACUGAAUAUAAAUACAAAUGAAGGAAAUGAAACCUUUUCUUUGGGACUGGGGAUCUACUACUGUGUUAUCCUUAGCCAAAAAAGGCCUUAAGUUUGGUUCUUAUAAUGAUGCCCUAAAUAUUUAUUUUUGUGAUCCAGAUCAUAAAAACAAACAAAUAAAAAAAAAACCCACAAAAAACAUCUUUCCUUUUGAUAAUGUCAAGUUAUAGUAUAUGAUUGUUAAAACAUUCCUGUGGCUCAUUUGUCAGAAUGUUAGAAUGUUAUGGUCUUAUUAAGUAGAAGUAUGGACUUGGAGGAAUUUGGAGCCUUUUGUCUUUUCUGGAUGCUUCCUAUGUUUCUUGCUAUACUGAAAGCAAUUCUUGGGUAGGGCUGUGAAUGGUGGCUCUGUGAUUCUCCAAUGCCCGUAAGAGAUGCCCAUAAAAUGUUUCUAGAGACAGCGCAGCUGCUUGGAAAGGGACAGUAUUGUAGGCUGAAUCAGCAAUAAGUAUUAGUCAUUUUGGACUAUCAUGGUAAAAAAAAAAGUUUGCAGUUCUCUUGGGCUGAGUGUUAUUUGACCUAUUUAUAUAUGGUUUUAAAUAAAAUUUACUUAAAAUUAA
This is a messenger RNA of Dipodomys spectabilis (banner-tailed kangaroo rat), 1680 nucleotides long. It is a transcript of the gene Ntaq1, whose product is annotated as N-terminal glutamine amidase 1. Gene Ontology annotation, cellular component: cytosol; nucleus. NCBI's taxonomy places the organism in Eukaryota, Metazoa, Chordata, Mammalia, Rodentia, Heteromyidae. The record is from RefSeq and is a predicted model, not a curated record. Gene Ontology annotation, molecular function: protein-N-terminal asparagine amidohydrolase activity; protein-N-terminal glutamine amidohydrolase activity. Bases 519 to 956 code for a protein of 145 amino acids. The transcript is spliced from 7 exons.